Molecule: messenger RNA, 5302 nt
Organism: Cuscuta epithymum
Lineage: Eukaryota; Viridiplantae; Streptophyta; Magnoliopsida; Solanales; Convolvulaceae
Source: the annotation of a GenBank genome assembly
CUUUUCUGAAUUCAACGGCUAUUCACUGACUGGUAUCACUAUCCCUCUUCCACUCUCUCUCCACUCGUACAUAUAAUUCUCCGCCGAGUCACCCAUUUCUCUUUCUAAAAUUCAGUGAAAGCUAAUUCCCUUCCUCACUGCCGCCGUAUGAGCAUUUUGUACAUCUCUGUGCUUUGUUACAUCUGAACUAACUCUCAAACGAGCAUUUGCUUCCAAACGUUUGUAAUACAUCAACAACCAGGAAUCUGACUGAGUAGUAUCGUACCUUAUUCAGUUAAGCUGGUCCUUUAUCGUGUUUAAAUCAUCUCUCGAAGAUUUGCAAGCUCAGUCCUUUAUAGGCUGUGCGUCCGCAUUGAAGAGGUGCUGACGUAAUUCAACUCGGACCACCAGCUUGACUCAACAAUGAAAUCGAGCACUCAGCUGGACUCGGUAGUUUUCCGUCUAACUCCUACUCGGACAAGAUGUGAUUUGAUUAUCAUAGCCAAUGGGAAGAAAGAGAAGAUUGCUUCCGGCCUGUUAAAUCCUUUUCUUGCUCACAUGAAGUCUGCUCAGGAAAAAAUUGCAAAGGGUGGUUACUCAAUCAUUCUUGAGCCACCACAGUCUCAGAGUAUGAUAUCAUGGUUUACAAAGGGCACUGUGGAAAGGUUUGUGCGUUUUGUGAACACCCCAGAUAUCCUAGAAAGAGUGUACAUUAUAGAAUCUGAGAUCAUACAGAUUGAGGAAACAAUUGCCAUUCAAGGGAAAAAUGACAUUCAACAUUGCCUUGUUGAGGAUCAGCAAACAAAGGCAUUCAGGGACUGUGAUGGUAGCAAGUCCGAGGUAGUUUCUAAUGGUAAUAAAGCUGUUGUCCUUUACAAGCCUGAGGAGCAUAUACCACAAGCAAGUGGUUCAUUUUCACAAGAUGGGAAUUGCAGAGUACAGAUAUUGAAAAUCUUACAGUCGCGCAAAUCAGUGCUGGAAAAAGAACAGUGCAUGGCCUUUGAACGUGCUGCAGCUGCUGGUUUUCAUUUCGAUGACAUGCCUUUCCUUCUAUCAUUUGGUAAAUGCUUUGGAGCUUCACGUUUGAGGGAUGCCUGCUUCAGAUUCAUGGAACUCUGGAAGAAAAAACAUGAGUUUGGACAACCCCUUGAAACUGGAGCAGCAGAAGUAGUGGCAGGCCAAACAGAUUUAUUUGACAAGAAGGCUUCAUACAGUAAUGAGAAGCUAAACACAGACUGCAUUGCAGGUCAAAGGGUUCCUAUGGAUGCACAUCUGCCAAAAGGUCAACAUGAAAACCCUCAAGGCCAGUUUCCUAUCUGGUCAAUGUAUUCACCGUCUUCUGCCCCACCUCCUUUGCAGCCUUAUUAUGUCCAACGACUGCCAUAUCAUCACACUUAUUUACAGAAUAACCCUCUUUAUCCUCCUUACGGUGUGGAAGACGCUCAAGUGGGUGUCAUGCAGAGAAAUGGACCAAAAAUACAAUUGACAGAUAAGAAAUGUAGCAACAAUGAAGUGAAGAUUGAAGCUCCCCGGUCAUUUAAAGCAAAAGUUAGCAAUCCAAAUUCAAAUGAUGAAAGGGAAGUCAAUAAACCUGAAAUUGAUGGUGGAUACUGGCUAGCAUUUCAAAACAUACUAUUUAGAGAAUCAAGUGAAGAUAAUUAUACUGAAAAGGGUCACAUGCCUGCAAAGGGAAAAUAUGUAAGGAUACAGAAAGAUCCUACAGGUGAUGAUCAUACAACUCUUGGUGGGAAAGGUGCAGAUGAUUUGCAGGAUAGUAGGGAUAAUGUCAUUCAUAGAGUUAGUAUAGACAUGUCUUGCUGCAUCCCCAGUGGAUCAAGUGAUGGUGUUUUACAUUCUAUCAGGGAGUGCGGCAACAUCUUGGGACACGAUGAUCAAAUUGACCUUCAGUAUGCUGAGACAAAUGGGGGAAAGGUCUAUGCCGAAACUGUGAGUCAUGAUUCUACGUUGGCUGGUUGGGAACACUUCUCAGGGUCAAGAAAUUCUAUAAAUACACUUGCUGAAAAGGGACUUCAGAGUGUGACUAAUAUACUGGAUAAAGCUUCUUCACAAUAUAUGGCUGAUGAAUCUUUUAUAGUACCUGUUAGGUCAAUGCUAUUCAAUGGUGCUGUACCAGAAAUCAUCACUCAUUGUGACUGUGAACUUCCUACAGCUAUUAGAAAUACAGAAAGCAAUUUUAUUGGAGUUAGAAGCCAAGUCAAUUAUAAGAGAAGUAAUCUAGACCUAAUUCCUAAAUGUGUGUCAGAAGAAAAUUGCAGAAGGUACAACCCCACUUUGGACUAUGAAAUGAAAGCUCAUGUUAAAGAUAACAUUUCACAGGAAAAAGGAAAAAAGAAAGCCUCCAGUAUUGUGAAAGAAGUAAAUACAAAGAUGGACAAGGACCAGAGAGGAAAAGCUGAUUUAGAUAAUAAAAACACUGUAGGACCCAUAAGAAGAGAAAAGCUAUCAAUGACAAGUCCUGUACAUUAUGCACGAGUUCAUGCAGAGAGAUUAAGAGCCUUUAAGGAAGAUACCCAGAAGAUGAAAAUGGAAAAGGAAGAGGCAGAUAUUAAAUGCUUAGAAGCUUUAAAUCUGGAAAGGCACAAGAGAAUUGCAGCAAGAGGCAGCUACACUUCUGCCAAUUUAGUGGUACCACUAUCACAGAGAAGACAGCAGCCAAUAAACCCAUCGCCAUCCCCCAUCAGAGGGUCAAAGUUCAGUGAUUUAGAACCAGGAUCAUCAUCACCGUUACAGAGAUCCAAAAUAAGAAAUCCUCUCGUAUCAACUAUUUCUCCGAAGGAUUCUAAGUCACAUAAAUUUAGUGAUGGGCAGUCGAACAAUAACAGGUUAACAAAAUCAGCAUCGUCAUGGUCUGAUCCCAAUAAGAAAAGCAGUAAUAUUGUGACACCAAAUUCAAAAGCAUCCACGACAAGGGUUAGAAAGUUAUCUGAGCCAAAGACUGUAAAUUGGCCUGUUGCAUCAGUCAAGGCACAUAGUUCUGAAACAUUGAUAAGACUGAGGAAAUCCAAAGAACCUGAGAACACCAAAAUAUCCGAAGUCAUAGACCUUGAUGCAACACAGGCUGCAACUCUUCCUGAACUGAAGAUCAGAUCCCCAAAAGGGCUUUCAGAUAAUAUGAAUGUUUCAGGACCUCCAAUAAAUUCUGCAAAUGUGAAAUCAAUGGUGAAUGGUGAGAAAGCUCCAUGUGACAGUGCAGGUGAUGAAAACAUUGUUGAGAAGGCCGUAGUAAUGCUUGAAUGUGAAAUCUCAUCCUUACCUGUUGCCCAUGCAUCAGGAGAGGAAUGUAGAGUACUUAGCCAACAGUGUUACAGUCAUGGCCACUUAGGGGAGAAAAUUUCAGUAGUAUUUGAGCAUGCAGUGCCGACUGAUGCACCUCCUUCACCUUUUGUGGGAUUUGUCAGUGAUCCUAUUCCUGGCUUGGAUCAGGGACAACUGAACUCAUGUGAGGUUGGAGAAAAAUGUGCACAUGAGACACCUAAAGUUGCAAAAGCGGGCCCUGGUGGAAAACCUUAUGAAGCUCCUUAUGCUCCUAUGACCUCCUUGGCAGUCUCAGACUUGGCAUUAGCAAAACCAAUGAAAUCACUUGUGGAAAGUGCUAGAACUGAUGGGGAGUAUACCAUUCAGGAUGAUUCAGCAAAAGCUCGAGUUAAGGAGCCACCAAGAGGCCUCUGGAGGCUAUGGAAAUUUGGUAAGAAGAAACACUGUCCCACUGCAUGUGAUAAAAAUCUUGAACCAGACCAAAAAAGUGUUAAUCGGCUAAAGCAUCAGGAUGGCCAUGCAGCAAAUACAACUUCACCAAGUGAAGUUUAUACUUUGAAGAAUUUGAUGUCACGAGAUGAAACCUCAGCAGUUGACAAUGCUGUUCAAAAGUCUCGUCAUUUUUCUUUGUUGACCAACUUCUGGAGUAGGACAAGUGAAAAGAAGUUAAGGUCAUAAAACCAAGGUUUACUCAGGGGGAUGAAUUGUGUGGAGGCAUUUGAGUCUUGACAGAUAGCCUGGGCGUUAUGUUGCUGCCAUUGCUGUAAAAGUCCUUGUCAAACCAUGACUAAUUCCCGCUUAGACCAUCUCCAACCCACGGGGUGAAUAAAUGCAAAUUUCACCACAUCCUACUUUUCUCAAACAUCCCUUGUAUUUUGAGGAUGAAAGGUGGAAAUAACCAUUCAUGAGAUGAAAAAUCCAGCCCUCUUUCAUUCAACUUUUGGGACAAGGAGGCAGUGAGCUUAAUGGAGUCGGUCGUUGAAUGCCCACUAAAGACCGCUUGCUUCUCUCCAGUGGCAGAGCCAAAAAAUGGUUCGGAGAGGUCGAAACUCAACUAUAUAUAGAAUAAAAAUGGUGGAUUAUGUUUAGACAAUGCCCGAGUUGAAUGUUUCAUAUGUAAUUUAAAUAAAUGCUACUCCCUCCGUCCCACUUAAAGGUUCCCACCCGGUUUAUGAUGUUUGAAUGAUCAUAAAAUUAAUUGAUCCCUGUCAGUAAUAAGGUUAUUUUUAGUAAAUAAAAUUUACAUAUUCAGAAACUACAUUAAAAGUUUUAUAGUACUUAUCAAGAAAAAUUAAAUUUGAUAAAAGUUGGAUAUAUAAAGUAAGCUAAGGGGUCGGUCAAAUAGGCCCUUGAACUAACAUAAAGUGUUCAAUUAACUCCUUAUAUAGGAGGUUCUGCUCGGCCGUCGCCAAUUGGGGCGGUUUUCGGUGGAAUUUUUUGAUGAAAUUUUUUGAGCAUCUUCUUCAUUAAGUCUAGUUUACCCAUAUCAAAUUUCAGUUAAAAUUCAACCGGGAAGACAGUCAAAUGAUUUUCCAAAAUGUACUGUGUUGUUUAACUGCGCAGCUAUCUUUAAAAAUUCAUUUGUCUGUCUUCCCGGUUGAAUUUUUAGCUGCAAUUUGGUAUGGGUAAACUAGACUUAAUGAAGAAAAUGCUCAAAAAAUUUCAUCAAAAAAUUCCACCGGGAAACGCCCCAAUUGGCGACGGCCGGGCAGAAUCUCCUAUAUAAGGGGCUAAUUGAACACUUUAAGUUAGUUCAAAGGUCUAUUUGACCCUUUAGCCUAUAAAGUAAAAGAUUAAGAAGAAUUCAUGUUAACUGGAGAAUAGUGGACGAGAACCUUUAAAUGGGACGAAGGGAGUACUUUCAAUGAGACUACUAGAUUUAUAGAUUUGAUAUAUAAAUCAUAUAUAUUAUAAACUUGUUUUUAUACUUGUUUAUUCGACGGGGUUUUGCACAACUGGCUGCCUCGGAAGAUACCUUUUGUCUUACCUUGUAACUCUAAUAGUUACCCGCUCAUCCAACUUAAUAUGGUUAUUUCUUACCUAAAAA